GUACUCACUGUCCUCAGCGCGUUCAGUCGAUCAGCAUCGCUCGAUGGCGGCGGUCACGUGGCCCAAUUAAAAAUUUUGUGCGCGUAAUUUUAAUUUACAUAAAAAACACACCACAAAAAUUUUUUGAAAUUCGAAUAAAUCGGAAGUGAUAUUAUUGGUGAAAGAGUGCAUAUAGUACCUGAUUUCACACCACAGUUGAGCGAUCAACUCAAGAGGGUGAUAUGCCACGAGUGAUGCGACUCUGAAGUCUAAGCCAUGUCGACCGAGUACCUGAACGGGGGCCGGCCGGGGCCCCUCACCCGCGAGAUCCCGGAGUGCAUGCGCGACAAGUUCAGCACGGUGCAGAGGUUAUUCGAGCUCCUCUCGCUGUGUAUAUUCGCCGCGGGGUGUGUUAUACAGGCGAUAUAUCGUAGUAUAGUGGGUUACAAGAAGAAAGAUCUGAGCGACAAGAUAGCGCUGGUGACGGGCGGCGGCGGCGGGCUGGGCAGCCUCAUAGCUCUGCGGUUAGCGCGCCUCGGCUGCGUGGUGGUACUGUGGGAUAUUAAUAAGCAAGGGUUGGAAGAUACUGUAAAGUUGGUGAAGGGGGUGGGGGGAAGGUGCUACGGGUUUUACGUGGACCUGGCCAGCAGAGAAGAUAUCUACCGUGUCACCAAGAAGGUCCAGGAGGAGGUUGGCAGAGUGUCGCUACUUGUGAAUAAUGCCGGUGUGCUGUCCGGACACUACUUCCUGGAGACACCAGAUAAUCUCAUACAGAGGACGUUCGACGUCAACAUACUCGCCCACUGCUGGACGGUUAAGGCGAUGCUGCCAGCCAUGAUAGAACACAACGACGGACACAUCGUGACGAUCGCGUCAAUGGCCGGCCACGUCGGUGUGUCCAAGCUAGUCGACUACUGCUCGUCGAAGUCAGCAGCUUGCGGCUUCCACGACGCAUUGUCUACAGAGCUGAACCAGAUUGGAGCGACCGGGGUCCACACGUCGCUAGUGUGCCCAUACUUCAUCCGAGCCACGGGAAUGUUCGAGACUGUUAAUUCUAGUAUUGUGCUCUCCAGGUUGGUGCCGACGCUCAGCUCGAACGAGGUGGCGGACCGCGUGGUGCACGCCAUCCGCACGAACGAGCCGGUCGCCAUCAUACCCGCCUACUUCCGCUGGUUCAUGCCAUUCAAAUGGCUUUUACCAUCGGCUGUGACAACAGAAGCGAUCAAAAGAUUGGUACCAGAUGCCGUACCAACGCCCUUGCCAGCGAAAAAUGGCAAACCUGCCGAACUUGAUACGAAAGAACAACAUCAACCGAAGAAAGAUUCCCGACCGAUGCUACUUCAUACCGAAGGGUACGAUAGGCAAGUCAAUAGACUUUAAAGUAAUAGUGAGGGUGAACGAUCAAACUUGAAGUAAAAAUCUUGCAAAAAUCUAAUUUUACCGUAUUUGUAUAGAAUAGCAUAGCGUUUGAAAGUGUGACAGAAGCGCGUGUUUUUAUUUUCUGUACCAAAAAUCUGUAAUAGAGUCGAUAUUUUCCCUACCUCACAUUGUUUAUGUUUAAUUUAUGUUACGGUCUAUCACGCAGUUUCAAAAUAGAAUGGCAUUUAUAAAGCUUAUGUGUUAUAGUAUUUUUAUGUUAAUAUGAUUUUUUAAGUUUCUAUAUAUUAUAAUAUUAUGUACAAAGAAGUGGUUGAAACAAAGUUAUAAAUUUUGUAGCCAUUUUAUGUUGAUUUGGUAUAGAUAUUUUCUGUACAUAUUUUUGAAACCACUUCGAAUAUCACUUCUGUGAUGCAACGUAUCGUCACCUUACUAUAAA
This is a messenger RNA of Aricia agestis (brown argus), 1795 nucleotides long. RefSeq names its product estradiol 17-beta-dehydrogenase 11-like. Gene Ontology annotation, cellular component: lipid droplet. The coding region runs from base 256 to 1359 and encodes 367 amino acids. Gene Ontology annotation, molecular function: oxidoreductase activity, acting on the CH-OH group of donors, NAD or NADP as acceptor. The transcript has 8 exons. The record is from RefSeq and is a predicted model, not a curated record. NCBI's taxonomy places the organism in Eukaryota, Metazoa, Arthropoda, Insecta, Lepidoptera, Lycaenidae.